CCUCUUCGAAAGUACUCCAGGCUUUACAUAACAGCAAAACCCCCAUCAACUAACAAUACCAGGAAGAAGAAGAGAAGCAAGAAAAUUAUAGAAUAUGUUAAGUGUUGCAGUUGGGUCAUCAGCUACACAGUGUGGCUAUGGAAAAGCCUCCGUUCAGCUGCCACUAACCUCACAUUUUGGAUCAAAGUCGCCAUUUUUUCUUUCUAUGCCCGCAAGACCCAGUCCCUCUUUCAGGACUGCCGUGGCUGCUAUUGACUCCAAUGACCUCACUUCCUCUCCGCCAAAUCCUCCUCUUCAGGAACAACCCAACAAAUACUAUUUUCUUGUUGCAAAUGCAAAAUUCAUGUUGGAUGAAGAGGAGCAUUUCCAGGAGCAAAUGUUUGAGCGCCUCCGUCUGUAUGGAGAGCGCAAUAAAGAGCAGGACUUUUGGCUUGUGAUUGAGCCUAAGUUCUUGGAUAAAUUCCCAAAUAUCGCCAAGAGGUUGAAGAGACCUGCUGUUGCUCUUGUCUCAACUAAUGGUACAUGGAUCACAUUUAUGAAAUUAAGACUGGACCGGGUUUUAGCGGAUAGCUUUGAAGCUGCCACCCUUGAAGAAGCACUAGCCUCAAAUCCUGCCACUCUAGAGUUUGAGAAGCCUAAAAAUUGGACAGCACCAUAUCCGAAAUAUGAGUCUGGAUGGUGGGAGACCUUCUUACUAGCUGCAUCUAAAGAACCGAAAGUAUAAAAGUACGUCUCUUUUUCUCAACUCUCCUCCCUCCGUCCAUUCUUGUUUUUUUGUUUCUUAGUUUUUAGGUCACCGAGUAAUUUUCCGAUGUAAUAGUAACUCGCAGUUUAAGCUGCUGUUAUCAGCAUGCAACUGAGUUAGAUGAUUAGAUUUGUUGGUUGCUUCACCCGUUUCUUGCUUGUAAUCUUAUUGUGUAUUUUGAAUAGAAUGCAAUCACCCAGUAUAUCUUAA
Messenger RNA from Mercurialis annua (annual mercury), 955 nucleotides. RefSeq lists its product as uncharacterized. The coding region runs from base 95 to 724 and encodes 209 amino acids. The transcript has 3 exons. The record is from RefSeq and is a predicted model, not a curated record. NCBI's taxonomy places the organism in Eukaryota, Viridiplantae, Streptophyta, Magnoliopsida, Malpighiales, Euphorbiaceae.